Molecule: messenger RNA, 789 nt
Organism: Gaeumannomyces tritici R3-111a-1
Lineage: Eukaryota; Fungi; Ascomycota; Sordariomycetes; Magnaporthales; Magnaporthaceae
Exons: 2
Coding region: 1-789 (262 amino acids)
Source: RefSeq, a predicted model, not a curated record
AUGCCUAGCCGCCCACCGAAGAGCACAAGCAAUGCCUACGGAGGCGGGGAAGCCUUGAAAGGCCGGCUCGGCUCGCUCCACGUCAGCUCCCAGCAUAUUCCCGCAGCGAGCCUAUCCGCCGACAGAGGAGAAAUCACAGUCUGGCGGCUACUACUAUACCUGGCGAGCGCCACUUUGAUCGAAAACGCCACCCAGGACACGGCGUUCCAGAGUACGCCAACCUUCGCGGGCGCAGUACACCCGCGACAGUCCACGAACCCGAGGGACAUAUGCCACGGGCUCGCCGGCAUCAUGAAGGCCCUAAGGCGGCACAUCCCGCACCGCGUAUUCUGCUGGGCCCUGCCAUGCCACGUCUCCGACCGAGCUAUACUGUGGCGCCCCAGCCAGGGCCACGAGCUCGACAGGCGCCCCGAAAAUGACGGGCUACGCGAGGAGAAAACCUGCGCCAACGGCACACCGAUAGGGCCAUCCUCAAGCGUGACGGCAAGCGCGAGGCCGGGGCCUCAGUCUCGCGCUUGUUCACUUCUCGUCUUCCCAAACGUCGUGCCCGUCCUACUCCUCGCCCAAGCCGUAGUAGCGGGCCACGAUCUUGGCCGUUUCCCAGUCGAGCGUUGGGACGCCACGCGGGCGGCGACGGCCACCGCCUUCGUCAUCCACGGUAACGGGGCGGGGAGGCGGCGACGCCGGUCUCGGCUUGGGCCUCGGGGCAAGUCGCGGGCCUGGGUCGCGGCGGGCUUCGAGCACGUUCACGCCAUUGGCCACGUUACGCGGGGCGGGCACGGCCGGUGA